AUGAAUCAAAAGAAAGAUUCCCAGGAGACAACCUGGAUUACUCGAACUCACGAGUUCUUGCCACCUAUCGGCAGUGAUGAUCGUGAAAAAGUUAUUGGAUUCUGGUCAGAUUUUUACAAGAGUGUCUUUGAACUAAGUGAGAGUACUUCAAGCUACCAAGAUUGUUUUCCUACAAAGAAUGAUUCGAUCUACAAACAGAUUGUAUUCAAACGUCUGGAACAAUGUAGGGGAUCACAUCUUAGCGAUGAGCAGUUGCGAAAACUUCAAUUAUUCAUUGAGGACUCCACUUUGGAAUUUGAUGAGAAAUCGAUGUAUAAAACAGUCCCUAACGCAGUCAAAAUGAUGAUUCUGCGAGGUGAGGAAUCUGUUGUUGAUGAUUCAUCUGGAAAGAGAAAGAAAGCGGGUUUUCAAUCAGUCAAGAAAGGAUAUGAUUCAUCUGCAAUGACUUAUCUUUUGAAAAGUUCUAAGCUCACUGCUGAAGAGAAAGACUCACUCAAUGUUUUUGGUCAACAUACGUUGGAAGUUUUACUAAUCCAUGUGUUAAGUGUGUUGUUUAAUUCAGUGGAAUCUGAUUCAGUCAUUCGUCUAUCAACUCUAAUAGAUCGUCUAGAUACUACUGUGCGUUCUCAGAUCCAACUAUUAAAGAAUCGCAAAUCUAGGUAUGAACAAUCCAUAUCGACUGCUAAAGCCGGCGUUGAUAUCGCUCCGAAACCUAAUGGGUCCCCGAAAAACACCUUUCAUUUUGGUAAUGAAUUAGCUUCAUUCUUGGAAAGAAAGGAUUUGAUCGAAAUUUCGAUUAUUGGGAAUAUUGAAGAUGAACCAAACCGUAAGAAAAAUGGUUCUUUUUAUUUAGCUAAACAUCAGUACGUACACUGCAAAAUUCCCGCAUCCGAUUUACCUAUAAGGUUUAGUUUGCCCAUGGUCUGCAAACCAGAAGAUUGGCAAAGUAUUCUCCAGGAUAAUCAAAAGCCUAAGUAUCUAUCCGAUCUAAGGGGUGGUUAUUUAAGUAGUUUAACUGCGGAUGUAGAUGAGCGUUACCGCUUGUUAAGCUCAAAGAACCUAGAUAAUUUUUAUUUAGAAUUCCAUGAUGAUAAUUCCACUGAAUUAUGUGAUAUCAUGAAUAAACUGCAAAGUCAACCAUUUAAGGUUAAUAGCUCUUUCUUGUCAUAUAUUCGUCAAAAUGAGUCUCUAUUGGUUGAGCAGGGUUUAAUACUACCAAGUUUUCUAUCUAAAUUACAAAUCAAAGAUAUUUAUGAGAAAUUUAAGAAGAAGUAUUAUUCAUAUCAUUUCUCCAAAAGUGUACGCCUUGCCACCUUAUUCAAAGAAUUGAUGAAACUCAUUCAGCGUGCCGGCUAUGAGCAAUACAUAUUGAAAUUAGCAAUAGCCUACGAGGGCUACCAUUUUUAUUUACCCGCUUUUCUGGAUUUCCGAGGUCGAAUUUAUCGCAGUGGUAUUUUACAUUUCCACGAACGUGAUCUAGCCAGAAGUCUGGUCAUCUUUGCAAAAGAAGACUCUCAAGUCUCCUCUUCUAUUCCAAUAUCCUUUUAUUGUGCAGCAUCCCACCUUUACAGAUCUUUCGAUAAUAACGAUGAUGCUGUGGAAUGGUUUGAGGAAGCUAAAGGUACUUUUGAAGAAGCUCCUAAUGAUUUAUUAAUCAAAUUUGCUUGUGAUGCGAAAAAACCAUUACAGUUCCUGUCAUGUGUUGUUGUAUUUAAAGAGUAUUCAACUACUCAAGAUCUACAAGCUAUAACAUCUUAUCCUAUAACCCAGGACGCCUCCGCGAGUGCUUAUCAGCUAAUGAGCUACUUUUUAUUAGAUAAAGAUCUGGCUAAGAAUACAAAUCUUAUACAACGACCGGGUGAUUCCAAUAUCCAAGAUAUUUAUUCAUACCUUCUCAAAGAAGUGCAAGUCUACAUAAAUGAUAAUGAUAAAUAUAAAAAUGAUUCACUCAUUCUUACUGUAAGUGAUAAUCUGACGCGUAAGAUAGUGAAAGGAAUCUUUAUGCCUAUGAUAUAUGGUAAAACAUUAAUGAGCACGGGUAUCUUUCUGCAAGAGAGUUUCUCUUUCGAUCUGGGUAAGCGCCAGAACGCUGUGGCUCAAGUCUUUUAUGACUUCUUUAAGGUGAAAUAUUCUAGACUGAAUUGCUUGAUGAAUAUGAUCCAAAAUAUUGGAUGGUUCUCAUCAGAAAGGGGUAACCCAGUUUGCUAUAAAGUCCCAUUAUUUACAACAAUACAGGAUUAUCGAAAAUCAUCAGAGACUCAUAUAUGGGUCUACUCAAAAAGCACUCAUUCGAGGAAAAAGGUAACUCUCUCAAUACCUUCGGAGGAACGAGAUAGUCGAAAAACGCUGUCAUCAACCUUCGUCAACUUCAUUCAUCAAAAGGAUGCCUGUCUCGCUAUGAAUGUAGUCAAGUUCUUACUCUCUGAUCCUUCUAUCCCUAUCCCUAUAUACACAGUUCACGACAACUUUAUAACAAUAGCAGACUGUUGCUUUAGCUUGCCGUUGUUGUAUAUCUCAGCCUAUAAGGAAUUGGGUCCACCUCUUUUAACGAUCAACGAGUUCAUCUAUAUGAAUUGUUCCAAACCAGGUUACCAUGAUCCAGAGAAAUUCAAAAGAGUUAUUCCUUCUCGUGAACUCGAAUCUCUCUUAAAUAAUUGUAUUCCAACUGAGUUUAGGAAUAAAAAGAAUCUUUGGAAUAAAAAGAAAACAAUUAUAGUGAAUUCAUAUAAUACCUAUGUUAAUGCUGUAUGCGGUCCUAUCGAUAGUGAUACAACAAAUGCACCUGUAGCAACCCUAUUAGCCACCAGAUAUGAGGCUCAUGAGCGAAAGUGGGAAUCUUUCAAAAAAGAGCUUUCCGAUCGAUAUUGUUUACAGUAUUAG
Molecule: messenger RNA, 2880 nt
Organism: Daucus carota subsp. sativus
Lineage: Eukaryota; Viridiplantae; Streptophyta; Magnoliopsida; Apiales; Apiaceae
Source: the annotation of a RefSeq genome assembly